Molecule: messenger RNA, 2056 nt
Organism: Oncorhynchus gorbuscha (pink salmon)
Lineage: Eukaryota; Metazoa; Chordata; Actinopteri; Salmoniformes; Salmonidae
Product: reticulon-4-interacting protein 1 homolog, mitochondrial-like
Exons: 9
Coding region: 388-1701 (437 amino acids)
Cellular component (GO): mitochondrion
Molecular function (GO): oxidoreductase activity; zinc ion binding
Source: RefSeq, a predicted model, not a curated record
AGUCUGCCGGAAAACUACACGAAGAAGAAUGAGGUCAGCGGUAACUGAGAGCACAGAGUAGGAAGCGAAUGUUGUGUAAGUUAUGUACCAGAGGCACGUCAUGUAAUUUAUUAAUUUGAGUUAUCAAGAUAAAGAUAUUUUGGGAUUUUCGUUCGUGCAUAAUUUCGGGUAACACUCUCGUAGCUUCAUGGUAAUUCAUUAAACCGUUAAGGUAUUUAUAUGAGCGUGAAUGUUUAAUGAAUAGCUACAUGUCACCUCAACGCUGACAUUCAUAAUUAUCGUACUAUUGACAUGUAGCCCUUACGUUAGACAGUGCAUGAAGCCAUUUAUACUUUUCUACACAGUUGAUUUGCUAGACAUUUCAGGAGGUGGAUAAUAACAGUCGAUAUGGGCUCUGUCAAAGUCACGGCGUGCUGCAGGCAGCUAUUUUUGCCCCAUGCAAGAGCACUUGCUUUAACUACAAAGAUGGCUAGUUCUGGGAACAUCAUAUGCUCCCUCCGAAGAAAUCUCAGCUCCUCUUCGAGGUGGCGGUCCAGCAUGCCAGCUUGGGUGAUUGACGAGUAUGGCAACAAUGGGGUACUGCGGUUCACUGAAGAUGCCACAGCUCCCAGUGUCAACUCAGCAAGUGAGGUCGUAAUCCAGGUCCACGCUGCAAGCCUCAACCCUCUCGACAUAUCCAUGAGGAGAGGGUAUGGGUCAAAUCUUCUGAAGCUGAGACGGGACCCGGUGUCUUUGGGUCAGAACGGCGGCGAGUUUCCCAUCAUACUGGGUCGGGAUGUCUCUGGCGUGGUGUUGGAUUGUGGGUCGGGAGUGACCCAUUUCAAACCAGGAGAUGAGGUGUGGGCGGCCAUCCCUCCAUGGAAGCAGGGCAGCCUAGCAGAGAUGGUGAAUCUGACAGAGUAUGAGGUCUCCCACAAACCAAGGUCGCUGAGUCACAGGGAGGCGGCGUCCAUCCCCUACGUUGCUGCCACGGCCCUGUCUGCCCUGGUCAACGCGGGCGGCCUGUGUAGAAACAACUGCACUAACAAACGAGUUCUUAUCACUGGAGCCUCAGGUGGUGUUGGAACGUUCUCCAUCCAGCUGCUGAAGGCCUGGGGCGCCCACGUGACAGUGACCUGCUCCCACAAUGCCGAGGGACUGGUGAGGGGUCUGGGGGCAGAUGAAGUGGUGGACUACACGGCGGGAGACGUGGCCACGGAGCUGGGACUGCUGGAAAAGUUCGACGUGAUCCUGGACAAUGUGGGCGGGGACUCUGAGCAGUGGGCCCUGGGCCUGCUAAAGUCCUGGUCAGGGGCCAAAUACGUGACCCUGGUCACCCCCUUCCUGCUUAACAUGGACUCCAUGGGCUUGCUGGAGGGAGCCGUCCACUCAGGACUCAACCUGCACCAGAAGGCCAUCACGAACAUGUGUAACGGGGUGUUCUACCGCUGGGGGUUCUACGCUCCAGACGGCCCGGCGCUGGACGAGGUCAGCCAGCUGGUGGAUGCCGGAAAGAUCCUUCCAGUGGUGGAGGACACGUUCCUGUUCUCCCAGGUGCCCCUGGCCUUCCAGAAAGUAGAGCGGGGUCACGCCAGGGGGAAGACUGUGGUCACCGUGGCCCAAGAGGAGGAGGGGACCGGAGUGACUGAAGAGGAGGGGGAGGCUAGUGACACCCCAGAGCAAGUCAGGGAGGAAGUCAGGCAAGCAGCGCCAAAGAGCUAAACCGCUGUGAUGUCAACACUAAGCAUUGGGGCAUUAAGGCACGCAACUGUUUUGGUUUUUUAAACGCUUUGCAACGGACAACUUAAAUCAUUUGAGUUUUUUGGUCCCACCCUGUUUGUCAGUUUUCUUCCAUUUGCCUAAUAUGUACAAACGUGGAUAUGGUUUGUCCAUGUCUAUCCUGUAGAACGCUGAACUCUUGAGCGCUACUGCAAAACACUGGUUGGUAUGCAUUGUUUGCGCUUUUGCAGAUAAACUGCUUGUUUGAGAAAGGCAACAUUUAUUUAUCUUAUGGUUUGUCUUGUGUGUUGAGAAUUCUUUACGGAAAAGUCAAAUAUAUACAUUUUGGCCUGCGCAA